AUGACUGGACGCGGCAAAGGUGGCAAGGGCCUCGGCAAGGGAGGUGCUAAGCGUCACCGCAAGAUUCUUCGCGACAACAUCCAGGGUAUCACCAAACCAGCCAUCCGACGUCUCGCUCGCCGUGGUGGUGUCAAGCGUAUCUCUGCCAUGAUCUACGAAGAGACCCGCGGUGUCCUCAAGUCCUUCCUCGAGUCUGUCAUUCGUGAUGCCGUCACCUACACCGAGCACGCUAAGAGAAAGACCGUCACCUCUUUGGAUGUCGUCUAUGCUCUUAAGCGACAAGGCAGGACCCUCUAUGGUUUCGGUGGCUAG
This is a messenger RNA of Capronia coronata CBS 617.96, 312 nucleotides long. Its product is annotated as histone H4. Gene Ontology annotation, molecular function: structural constituent of chromatin; protein heterodimerization activity; DNA binding. Gene Ontology annotation, cellular component: nucleosome. Lineage: Eukaryota; Fungi; Ascomycota; Eurotiomycetes; Chaetothyriales; Herpotrichiellaceae. Bases 1 to 312 code for a protein of 103 amino acids. Gene Ontology annotation, biological process: nucleosome assembly. The transcript is spliced from 3 exons. The record is from RefSeq and is a predicted model, not a curated record.